ACAUCUUCCCGUCACGUCAGUCAGUCUCGCGUGACGGUGCUACGCGGACGCCUACGCCGUAGCGCCUACGCCGUAGCUCGUAGCCGCGUAGCUUCGUAGCAUUCAUUUUACGUGUUUUUAUGAUCUGAAUACUAAUUGGAUCAUGAUGUUCUAUACCGGAUUGAGAAUGAAAACAUCAACGGCGCUGGUGCUCCUACACUUAUCUCUCCACACGGUUGACGAGGGACUCGCAAUAAACCCCAGUUGUACAUGCAUUCGCUACACGUCCACCUACAAUAAGGACAGAGGGACCUUCAGCAGCCCCGACUACCCUCGCCCCUACCCCCGCAAUACCUGCCUCCUCUACACCUUCGAGGCCGGGCAGCAUCAGAUUGUGGAGCUCCAGUUCACAGACUUCGACGUGUAUAAGGAGCAUUUGGAAUGCACGCGCGGCGACUACCUCAAGGUGUACUCGGAAGACGGCACUCACGGGCCUGGUCCUCCCGGCAUCAACGAGUAUUCCUCCUGGUCGAGGGUGGUCUGCGGCAACCGCCUGGAUGCUCCCCCCGCGCUGUACUCCCAUGGACCCCUGCUAGUGCUGGAACUGCAUAGCGGGGAUAAAGCGAGCAACGCGUCCGGCUUCAUUGGGACCUAUAAAUUUAUAGAUAGACGUAAUUUCGAAACUGACGGUGUAAGGAUAGCGGACACUCGCUGUGACUACACGUUCAGUUCCCACAACAGACCAGCUCAUGGACGACUCUACAGCCCAGGGUACCCUUCCAGUUACCCCAGCAAUGUGCGGUGCAACUACCACUUCAAUGCCAGAAAACAUGAAACCAUAAAAUUGCUUUUCGAGGAGUCGUUUCUACAAAAAGGAGAUGAGAGUUGUCUCAACCGGGCCGACAUUAUUAAAGUUUUUGAUGGUAAAACUUCCAACGCGCCCGUAAUAGCGCUGCUCUGCAACGAAAUUUUAGGUUACGAAGUCCUGUCCACGGGUCCAGAACUCCUGGUGCAGUUCACAGCCAACUCCAACACCCCGGGACAAGGGUUCAAGGCGAAAUACCAGUUCCUCGCAGACAACUAUACCACAGAUGGAGAAAAUCAUAAAAAAACUGAAGUAACCUCUCCCCUGGGACCAGCCGUGAGCGCUGCGACUUCCUCCUGCCACCAGAUCAUUAGAUCAGAGAGCUCUAGGAGCGGCAAGCUGAUCUCUCCUCUGUACCCGUCUCCGUACCCGCCCAAGACGCACUGCCAGUACGACCUGCGUGGCAGGGGGCGGGAACGCAUCAGGAUCGUGUUCGAAGACUUCAGCCUGCAGAGAUUCACUGGGAAUGUUAUGGAUUGCGAGAGUAUGGAUUCCCUGGAGAUAUUUUUGUACGUGGACGGUAGACUCGAGAAGAUGGCGUCUUACUGCGGGAACGAGGUGCCCAAGCCGAUAAUGUCGAACGGACCAAAGCUGUCUAUCGAGUUCCGAGGCAUCUACUCAUCUAGACACAGUAGAGGCUUCAAAAUAUCAUACUACUUCGUCGAGGAUUUCGGCAUAGUAACCGGUAAACAGUUACCAGAAUUCCCGUGUGCCUUCGUCUACAACAGUACGGUGCGUCGGAAGGGCGCGGUAACCUCCCCCAACUACCCUGGCCUAUACCCCAGGGACACCGAGUGUAACUACUUCUUCUACGGCACCGAGACAGAGAGGGUGCAUCUACACUUCACACACUUCGAUAUCGAAGGUGUAUUGCCAUGCGAGGCCGUCUCUGCCAGCGACUAUGUGCAGUUCUCCAGCCACAUGGUGGAGACAAACCAGAGGCACUGCGGCCAGCUCAAGGAGCUGAAAGUCACCUCCGAGAACAGCUUCCUGAGGAUGACCUUCAGGUCGAACGACAGGCUCGACGCGACAGGCUUCAAGACGAAUUAUAUUUUUCUAAAAGACACCGAGAUGCAUCGCUUGACCGUUCCUGAUAGUAGAAGUGGUACUAACGUCAACAUUUAUUUUAACCUGUGGAAAACGGUUUUAGUGCUGAUGGUACUUUACACUAUCGAAGAUUCCUGGUAGUUUCCUAGAGAGAAAUAAACUAUAUUGCUAA
Molecule: messenger RNA, 2063 nt
Organism: Aricia agestis (brown argus)
Lineage: Eukaryota; Metazoa; Arthropoda; Insecta; Lepidoptera; Lycaenidae
Product: suppressor of lurcher protein 1-like
Exons: 15
Coding region: 143-2032 (629 amino acids)
Cellular component (GO): plasma membrane
Source: RefSeq, a predicted model, not a curated record